This is a messenger RNA of Saimiri boliviensis boliviensis (Bolivian squirrel monkey), 2115 nucleotides long. It is a transcript of the gene PICK1, whose product is annotated as protein interacting with PRKCA 1. Gene Ontology annotation, biological process: intracellular protein transport; receptor clustering; positive regulation of receptor internalization. Lineage: Eukaryota; Metazoa; Chordata; Mammalia; Primates; Cebidae. Gene Ontology annotation, molecular function: protein domain specific binding; phospholipid binding; protein kinase C binding. The record is from RefSeq and is a predicted model, not a curated record. Gene Ontology annotation, cellular component: postsynaptic density; synaptic vesicle; neuron projection.
AUGGCGGCGGCGGCAGGGCAAAGGGCGGGGUUAGAGGCUGACAGCCUGUCCAGACUUUUCCUCUGUUUCCGCUUGUUCCUACUAACAGUGAGCCUCUGCCAAUACUUGUUCUUGUUCUUGGCUCUGAGAGUCCUGGGAGCGGGUGAGGGAAGGAUUGUCUGCGGGGAUUGGGGCAAACACCCAGCGGGGGAAAGGCGGGACUUCCGCGUCUUGCCGGAAGUGAUGUGAUAGUCGCGGCCACCGCCAGGUGGAACGGCAGUUCCCCAGUCCCCUGCCGAGCUGGGCAGUUAGCCAGCCCGCUCCAACUCUCGGAGCCAUGUUUGCAGACUUGGAUUAUGACAUCGAAGAGGAUAAACUCGGAAUUCCGACUGUGCCUGGGAAGGUGACCCUGCAGAAGGAUGCUCAGAACCUGAUCGGGAUCAGCAUUGGAGGAGGGGCCCAGUACUGUCCCUGCCUCUAUAUCGUCCAGGUAUUUGACAAUACCCCAGCAGCCUUGGACGGCACAGUGGCAGCUGGGGAUGAGAUCACCGGCGUCAAUGGCAGAUCAAUCAAAGGGAAAACUAAGGUGGAGGUGGCGAAGAUGAUUCAGGAGGUGAAGGGGGAGGUGACCAUCCACUACAACAAGCUGCAGGCGGACCCCAAGCAGGGCAUGUCCCUGGACAUUGUGUUGAAGAAAGUCAAGCACCGGCUGGUGGAGAACAUGAGCUCGGGGACCGCAGAUGCCCUGGGCCUGAGCCGGGCCAUCCUAUGCAAUGAUGGGCUUGUCAAGAGGCUAGAGGAGCUGGAGCGGACCGCCGAGCUGUACAAAGGGAUGACGGAACACACCAAGAACCUCCUACGGGCCUUUUAUGAGCUGUCGCAGACUCACCGGGCCUUUGGGGAUGUGUUCUCCGUGAUCGGGGUGCGGGAGCCCCAGCCAGCCGCGAGCGAGGCUUUCGUGAAGUUUGCCGAUGCCCACCGCAGCAUCGAGAAGUUUGGCAUUCGGCUUCUGAAAACCAUCAAGCCGAUGCUGACAGACCUGAACACGUACCUCAACAAAGCCAUCCCGGACACUCGCCUCACCAUCAAGAAGUACCUGGACGUGAAGUUUGAGUACCUGUCGUACUGCCUGAAGGUGAAGGAGAUGGAUGACGAGGAAUACAGCUGCAUCGCCCUAGGCGAGCCGCUUUACCGGGUGAGCACUGGCAACUACGAGUACCGUCUGAUCCUGCGCUGCCGCCAGGAGGCUCGCGCCCGCUUCUCCCAGAUGCGCAAGGACGUGCUCGAGAAGAUGGAGCUGCUGGACCAGAAGCACGUCCAGGACAUCGUGUUCCAGCUGCAGCGCCUCGUGUCCACCAUGUCCAAGUACUACAACGACUGCUACGCGGUGCUUCGCGAUGCCGACGUCUUCCCCAUCGAGGUGGACCUGGCGCACACCACCCUGGCCUAUGGCCUCAACCAGGAGGAGUUCACCGACGGGGAGGAGGAGGAGGAGGAGGAGGACACGGCUGCUGGGGAGCCGGCCAGGGAUGCAUGAGGGGCUGCUGGGCCCCUGGACAAGGGUGGAAGCUGGCGUGACUCCCGAGUGCCCCGAGGAUGGAUGUAGUGCCGGGGGCAGGGUGUGUGGGAGGGUGGAGCCUGGGAGCCAGUCGGGGCUGCUGCUCCGGGGGCGUCGCAUAAAGGCCUGCUGGCUUGGGGCGCCUGCCUCCCUUUCCUCUGUCCUCGCACAGCGAACCUGGGCUCUUGGCCAGGACAGGCACCAGGGUCAUGGCCUGGGACCUGGACACUGGCCGCCCCCCCCCUUUCCUCCCCAGCCAGAGGGAGAGCUUGGUCUCUGGACCUGCCUUAGGAAGGAGAGGGAGGGCAGGAAGGAAAAGCGCUUGGAGGCGGCAGGAGUCCGGGCCCUGGCCCUUGUGGGCACCCGCACCGCCCCCGGAGCCUGCCGGGAGCGAGGCAUGGGGUGGACAGCAGGGGCUGGGGCUGAUGUCACCUGGACACCCUCGCCUCGCCCCAGACCGGCCUGUCCCCAUCACACCUCCGUGGCCUUUAUUUAUUCUGUUCCCCCAGCUUGGCCACUUCUCUGGAGGAGGGCUGGGCUCUGGGCCUGUAUUGAAUAAACACAAACCUGGAUGGUGC